ACACAAUCUAUUUCGCCCUUUUCCAAGUAUAGUCGCGUUUUACCGAUCGCUUUCUGUUUUGAAGUUUUGCAAGUUUUGGCUGCAAGCCGAAGCCGAGUGAGUUGUCGCGUUUGUGUGUUUUUGUGUUGAUUUUUACCUGUGCUAAAUUACUUUCGUGAAGGAAGACCGUAAAGUUUUUACGUAUUUGAAAGGGUGUUCCCGUUAAUAAGUCAGUUUUAGGAAGUUUGUAGUGAAUAUUGUGCUUGGAAAUGGCAUCGGCUAGUGCCGGGAGCGGCGAAAACAGUAGCAGUAGCGGUGGCGGAGGCGGCUGGUACCCGCAGGUGGUUCAACCGAAGCGAAAUGGGUACGAGGAGAAGAAAACUACGUCCACCGAGCCGGAUUUUGAGCAGGAAAUAUCGAUGACUUCGGUGGUCGGUUCCGGCGCUACCGGUGAUCAUCGGUUCUGUCGGUUGUGUCUGUCUAAGCAGCAGCAGCUGAAGCCGCUGUUCCCCCCGAGUGGAACCCCAGACGAGACGCUGCUGGGAAGGAUUCUCAGUUGUCUCACCAUCGCACUCACAUUUGAAGAUGAUUACGACACAUUCAUUUGUCGAAUUUGCAUUCAAGAAGUUACAAAAUUCUUCGUCUACAAGGAACAAUGCUUGGCCAAUGAUGCCAUAUUGAGGGGACGCCUUAAACCUUCCAAGAUUAAUUUUAAUACUAGCGGCGAUCAAGCAUCUGCCAAGGCUCAAGAUAAAUACAAUGAUGAUGAAGAGGAAGAAGAACCCGACUAUGAACCCAUUGAUUCCGAUGAAUUUGACAUCCCGGACGAGGAAGAUAAUAGCGAACAGUCGCAGGAGUUCAAUGAAUCUCCUAGCGCCGUGCCAAGAACUGGCCUUGCAAUGGAACCAUGGAAGCUAAAGCCACUGCCAAAGCAACGAGCACGCCGAGAAAACGUCCAGGAUUAUUACUACGGAGGGUAUCGGUACACCUGUGCCACUUCCCGUGCCAACGGCAAGGUCCACUGGCGGUGCAUGUACAAAUCGAAGCUCAAGUGUCGGGCCGCCAUUCUCGUCUCCCCGAAUGGCACCAUCAACACCGGAUUUCAUCGUCACAAUCACCAACCGGACAAGAAGAAAGCGGUUCCUAAUGACGUCGACGGAACUAUUAUAGACGUGCACACCGGGCGAAAAGUCACCUACAAGAUGAUCAAAAGCCACCGAAGUCCAAUCCAUCCGACACAGAUGAUUUGCAAUGGUUACAAGUAUCGGUACGCCAGGUCCACCCAGAAGCAGACCACAUACUGGCGCUGCAUGAAGCACAACGGAAAGGAAAACUGCAAAGCAAUUCUGUCGUUCCGGAUGGACUUUAGCGCGUGCUCGUCCAAUGGCCAUCCGCACAACCACCCGGCCCAGUACGACAUGAGCAAACCGCUACCGGAUGUGCUGGACGAUGAGCCGACAAAAUUCACGGAAGAAGUGGUCAUCCCCCGUAAUGGAAAUAACAUAUCUGACGUAAGGAGCAGCGCCACCCCGAAAGUACUUAAAGGUCACAAGAAGAACGUGAUGGUUCACAAGGGGUACGAAUACGGAUUUCCCCGUAUCGAUCGGCAGUACUCGCGCUGGGCAUGCUUCAAAAAGAGUCUGUUCAACUGUCCGGCCAAUUUGAUUACCAACGCUGGCGGGAGGGUCAUCAAGGAGAGCGAGUGGGCUCACAACCAUGGAGCGAAUGACGACUACGCCAAAGAAACGGUAAUCGAGGGCUACAUGACGGACGCCAAAACCAGCGAGCAGGUGUACUACAAACUCAUUCCGGGAAAACGGGGCCAGCGGUUCGUCCUGUACAAAGGCUACCGCUAUUCGUCGGAUCGGUUCAUGAGCGAUGGCCGCAUGGCGUGGAAGUGCACCAAGUGUAAGGUGUUCAUCGUCAUCGAGGGCCGUUUCGAGUCGUUCGAGGAUCGGGGUAGCGAACACGAGCACCCCAUGAUGGAAGAGGAUGACGAAGGGUUGGACAUGGGCUCGUGUCUGCAGGAACUGCCCGGAAUGGAGGGUGAACAGGAUCCGGUGGAAGACACUAGCCAGGAUGCGACGGGGGGUGAGGGAGAGUUGGAAUUCGGUGUCAAGAACGAAAUGGGCGAGGAAUUUGGGGAAGAAGGGGACGAGGACGAGGAAGAUAUGGACGACGAUCAGGACGCAUUCGCCAGUGACGAAGACCAACUGAUCAUUCCGUAGGGAGAGAAGCUUUCGACAGACUGUUAGGGGUAAGUACCGAAAUGUCUACGUAUGAGAUUUAGAUUUCCGUUUGAUCCAGUCAUUAGAGUAGUAAGUUGUGAAAAUUUAUGCCAAAUUUGAUGUAUUUGUUCGAAUUGUGACUUGUAACCAAUCAGCAAGAGCUGGUGUUUGAAUGUCAAUAUUAUUGAUGGUAUGUUUCAAAGUAA
Messenger RNA from Aedes albopictus (Asian tiger mosquito), 2413 nucleotides. RefSeq lists its product as uncharacterized. Gene Ontology annotation, cellular component: nucleus. Gene Ontology annotation, molecular function: zinc ion binding. The record is from RefSeq and is a predicted model, not a curated record. Bases 249 to 2207 code for a protein of 652 amino acids. The transcript is spliced from 3 exons. Lineage: Eukaryota; Metazoa; Arthropoda; Insecta; Diptera; Culicidae.